Salvia miltiorrhiza (redroot sage) is the source of this 1275-nucleotide messenger RNA. Its product is annotated as auxin-induced protein PCNT115-like. The record is from RefSeq and is a predicted model, not a curated record. The coding region runs from base 70 to 1080 and encodes 336 amino acids. The transcript is spliced from 5 exons. Gene Ontology annotation, cellular component: cytoplasm. NCBI's taxonomy places the organism in Eukaryota, Viridiplantae, Streptophyta, Magnoliopsida, Lamiales, Lamiaceae.
CUGGCACAAUCACAUACACAUAGAAAGCCAAAUUAAUUAAAGUGGAGAUCCCGAAUCUGAAGGCGUAGAAUGGUGGCGAGAGUGAAGCUGGGGUCGCAGGGGCUUGAGGUGUCGAAACAGGGGCUGGGGUGCAUGGGCAUGUCGGCUUUCUACGGGCAGCCGAAGCCCGAGGCCGAGAUGAUCCAACUCAUCCACCACGCCAUCAACUCCGGCAUCACCUUUCUCGACACCUCCGACGCCUACGGUCCCCAUACCAACGAGAUUCUUAUCGGAAAGGCUCUGAAAGGAGGAAUGAGGGAGAAGGUGCAGAUUGCUUCCAAGUUUGGAAUAAUAUGGGGCGACGGGAAGGCGGAAGUCCAUGGUGAUGCAGCAUAUGUGAGGGCUGCGUGUGAGGCGAGCUUGAAGCGGCUUGACGUGGACUGCAUUGAUCUCUAUUACGUUCAUCGCAUUGACACUCGUGUUCCCAUUGAAGUGACUAUGGGGGAACUGAAGAAGCUGGUUGAAGAAGGAAAAAUCAAAUACGUUGGCCUCUCGGAGGCAUCUGCUUCAACAAUUAGAAGGGCUCAUGCUGUUCAUCCCAUCACUGCUGUGCAGAUUGAAUGGUCGCUGUGGUCCAGAGAUGUCGAACAAGAAAUCAUUCCCACCUGCAGAGAACUUGGCAUUGGAAUCGUGCCAUACAGUCCACUUGGGCGUGGUUUCCUUUCAGCAGGUCCAAGCUUGGUACAGGGCUUGUCUGAGAGCGACUAUCGUAAGAACAAUCCAAGGUUCCAGGGUGAGAAUCUUGAGAGCAACAAGCGGGUAUACCAAGAGAUAGUUGAAAUGGCGAGAGGGAAAGGUUGCAGCGCUUCGCAGCUGGCACUGGCUUGGAUUCACGAGCAAGGAGACGACGUUUGUCCGAUUCCGGGCACCACCAAGAUGAACAACUUGGAUGAGAACAUAGGAGGGCUUGGGGUGAGUUUAACAGCAGAUGAGAUGGCUCAACUCUCUGCUUUGGCUGACAUGGUUAAGGGAGACAGGAGUGCUUACAUGGCCAACACCUGGAUUUCCGCCAACACGCCACCAUUGCCUUCUUCAACAUGAUACUCUCACGCUGUAUUAUUUGGGGAAUCUUUGGAGUAAAUUUGUAUUUUGCAGCGGAAAUUUGAAAAUAAAUAUGAUUCUCAGGCUAAACGGCUGAGUAUAAUAGAUGGAUUUGUAAUUUAACGACCUAUUUGCCCCAAUCUGUUAUCCGUCUAACGACUAUGAAUAUUAGGGAUGACAUUCAGUAUCUCAUAA